Austrofundulus limnaeus is the source of this 2764-nucleotide messenger RNA. It is a transcript of the gene tgm5l, whose product is annotated as transglutaminase 5, like. The coding region runs from base 491 to 2536 and encodes 681 amino acids. Gene Ontology annotation, molecular function: protein-glutamine gamma-glutamyltransferase activity. Gene Ontology annotation, biological process: peptide cross-linking. The record is from RefSeq and is a predicted model, not a curated record. NCBI's taxonomy places the organism in Eukaryota, Metazoa, Chordata, Actinopteri, Cyprinodontiformes, Rivulidae. The transcript has 14 exons. Gene Ontology annotation, cellular component: mitochondrion.
AUACAAAAAAUUCAAAGCCCAUCCAUUCAUGCAGUUAUGCUUAAAAAGUACAGACUUCACAUAGUAAAGAAAAACAACUAAUGUGUGCAAAGACGUUUUCUAAUUAUGUGAACUCACUGACAAACUCUUGCCUUCAUGUUUCAUACCUAUGUUGCAAGAGUAGCAUGUUGUGGGAGUUCGCACAAAGGAACUGGCACCGAAGACUGGUUUUCUUUUGUUGACGUGGGUGAGUCUGAUCACGCGUCAGAUAUGUACACUUUGUGCAGGAAAACUGUACAGGUGUCACCACAGCUGGCUUGGAGGUGUGUCUUUAAUGUUUUGAUAAAACCCUUAAGGGCGUUAGAAACCAUCUCUAUGAAAAACCUGUUUCCUUUCUAACUGCUGCCUGAAAUGCUCCUGGGAGGGGUUGAGGUGAGGUUCAGGCUUAUAUAAACGAAGAUGAGCACAGCAGGAGCACAUUGAUCCUGUUUUGAGACGAAGACACUGACACAUGGAAGACUUGAGUAUUCACCAUGUUAACUUGGAAUUAUCUGAAAACCGGGAGAGACACCGAACAGGUGGCUUCAGCGCCUCCAAUUCUCUGGUGGUGCGAAGAGGAGACCCCUUCAGAAUCAGCGUCCAGUUUAAGGGCCGGCCCUUCAACCCCAACACUGAUUCUCUGAAGAUUGAUGUGAUGCUAGGUGGGCUGUACACAAUGAUGCCGGUCACUUUCUCAAGGAAGGAAUCAUCUGCACCUUGGAAUGCCUGCAUAGACUCAAACAAAUCGACCCCCCAGAACCUCUCCAUCUUCAUCUCCUCUCCUGCCUUCGCCUCGGUGGGCUGCUACAAGUUCCAGCUGUGUUUGUCCACACAGAACAACCGAGGGAGUUGUGUGUGUGGCAGUUUCGUUGUUCUCUGCAACCCCUGGUGUUCUGAGGAUGCUGUUUUCAUUCCAUUUGAGGAUGAGAGGGAAGAAUACGUCCUGAGUGACUCUGGUUUGCUGUUCAUGGGGACCCCGAUGAAUCCUGUGUCGAGACCAUGGUCCUUUGAUCAGUAUGAGCCUGGUGUUUUGGAGGCAUGUCUGGAUCUGCUCCAAGUCAGCCCACAGCACCAGGUGAACAGAACCAAGGACUACCUGAAACGAAACAACCCCGUCUACAUCAGCCGCGUUGUUUCUGCCAUGAUCAACUGUGAGGAYGAUCGUGGCGUUCUGAAAGGAAACUGGUCUGAAGACUUCAAAGAAGGUGUCCAUCCCUCCAAGUGGGCAGGAAGUGGGGACAUCUUGAAACAGUGGGCAAAGUUUGGUUACAACCCAGUCAAGUACGGACAGUGCUGGGUGUUUGCAGCCGUCAUGUGCACAGUCAUGCGAGUUCUUGGCAUUCCUUGCCGUGUUGUCACAAACUACAACUCUGCUCACGACACCAACGCCAACCUGGUGAUCGAGGAGCACUACAGCGAAACGGGGCAGAAGCUGAACUACAGCAAAGACAGCGUUUGGAACUUUCAUGUGUGGGUGGAGUGCUGGAUGACUCGCAAAGAUCUGGGCUCUGAUAUGAAUGGCUGGCAAGUUCUUGAUCCGACUCCUCAGCAGAGGAGUGAAGGAGUGUUCUGCUGUGGCCCGGCUCCCGUCAAAGCAAUAAAAUACCAGUGCCUGGACCGUCCUUUUGACAUUCCAUUUGUCUACGCUGAGGUGAACGCUGCCGUGCACACCAUCAUCUGGAGCCAGGGUAAUGUGGUUAGCUUCAGCACAGACACAGAGAGAGUCGGAUCCUUCAUCUGCACCAAAGCUGUUGGCUUCCCRAGAUUGCAGAACAUCACAGGAGAUUACAAAUCCAUCAAAAGCUCAUCUUCAACACUUUCAUCCAGAAGCUCCAUAGUUUCAGAUGAUUCAACAUUAAGCAGAGGAGCCUCCUCCCAGAGAGUGACAGCCUUCUUGACUCUGGAUAAAUCUCCGGUGGCCGGGGAGCCCAUUCGCUUCACAGUGAAGGUCGUGAACAGGCAGCGGGUGCCCAAGAAGCUGAUCGUGCACCUUAACGCUCAGGCUAAAGAGUACAACCACGGUCCUUCUGACGCCUUCUGGGAAAACCAUGGUGUCAUGCAACUGGCACCCAUGGAAGUCAAAGUGCUGCAGCAGCAGAUCCACCCAGCCCAGUACAAGAAUGUUCUGGGAGAUAAUCUGAUCAACUUGGCCGUUGUUUUGGAGGACACGGCCACUCGUGAGCGUGUACUUGCUGCGGAGGAGUUCAACAUCUCCAGCCCAGAGCUCAUCAUAAAGAAAGACUCCAUUGUGCCAAACAAAGAGCAUUCCGCCACAGUAACUUUCAUCAACCUGUUCUCUCACCCAGUCAGUGGUGUCCUGACUGUGACUGGGGCUGGGCUAAUAAAUGGCAGGACUCAGUUCAGGUUGAACUCACUGCGUCCAGGAGGAAAAGUUGAGCAACGCUUCUCGUUCACCCCCAGCAUGAGUGGCGUAAAGAUGCUGCACGCCAGCCUGUCGCUGUCAAACAGCAACGUUACAGUCAGAGGCUUUAAAAUGGUUUCCAUCAACAGUGUUUAGAUGCUAUGAAACUUGUCAUGUGUUCUGUCCUCAUGAAUUAUAUAACUGUGAAUGUACAUGCUAUUUAUCCUGUUAUUUAUGUUUUUGCUAUUUAUUUUUAUGAGUUUGUUGAUUGUAAAUUAUGCUGAUACUGUAAAUUUUGCACUAUAAACCAAAACAAUGCUGCAAAAAUUAUCAAAAAUUUUUCUGGUUGUUACUUUAUUAAAAAAAAUAAAUAAAUUAACUAUG